Kalmanozyma brasiliensis GHG001 is the source of this 2415-nucleotide messenger RNA. RefSeq lists its product as uncharacterized. The coding region runs from base 1 to 2415 and encodes 804 amino acids. The transcript has a single exon. The record is from RefSeq and is a predicted model, not a curated record. Lineage: Eukaryota; Fungi; Basidiomycota; Ustilaginomycetes; Ustilaginales.
AUGAGUCUGCCACCCGGCACAAAGCCACUGGGGGGCGAGCCAGGAUCGAUGGAGCUAUUCACGAACUUAAUGGCGGCGCUGUUCGGAAUCAGCCCUCCUGCACCGGGACCGGCAACUGCAGCCGAUCCCGCGCUCGACCCGACCGGUCACGCAGCGUACGCCGCGCAAAUCGCCACCAUCAAGCGCCAGAAUGCCGAAGCCUUCGCUCAACAGCAGCUCCGCGCAUGUCGAGCCGAGCAGUCGGUCGAGGAAGCCCUGUCGCCGCUCGCCACCAAGCACACGAGCCUCCCCAUCUACUCGCUCACCCCGCGUCAGGCCACCGACUACACACGCAGCUCGACGCGCUUCACCGCCUACCAAGCCCGGCGCUUUCGCCAAGAGUUGGUCAAGUUCGACGACGAUAUUCCGGGAAGAUUGAAGGCGAUGGCCGAGUGGGGCGACUUUAUGCUCACCUCCCUGAUUGGGGCCGACUGGCCCGUUGUCACGCAGAAGCACCCGAGCGCGUUUGCUACACCGAGCAGCGUCUAUUCAGAUGCGGGCGGGUAUGGAGUUACGAUGCGAUAUGGUCCUCCCGUAGGUCCACCUGUGACGGGUCAGACGGACGCCAACGGCUGGACCACUCUAUACCAGGCCGCGGACUAUGAUGCUAACGGAGUGCGAAAGACUCCAGCUCCGCGAACCAGCAAGAAGGUGAGCAACGCGAAGAAAGCAAUCGGCGACGCAGUCAAGGCCAGUUCGACGGCUCCGUCUCAAACUCCUUCUGGAGCAGCCAAGAUGCCGUCAAGCAAGCAUGACGCCGUUUCCGGCAAGAGCAAGGCUGAUGCUGCCAAAAAAGCCGAGCCGAAGGUAGGGCACGACAUGGGAAAUGAUGGAAGCUCGCAGUAUCGCCAGGACGACACUUCGUUCCAGGCCAUCAUGCGGGAGCUGCAGAGCAACGAAGCUGUCAUGCAGGGUAUCCGCGACUACGAGCAGGAGAAAAGGUAUCAAUGGGGACUGGACAUCCCUCCCGAAUACUGGGACUACUACGACGAGGAUGGCAACUACAUCUUUGGCUUGGAUCGCGGCGACAACCAUCCCUACGGCGGAUACCGUGGUCCUCGGGACGCGGACGACUACAGCCUCACUGCCCUCGGCGAAGACCCAUACGACAGCGAUCUUAUCGACCUAGGCUUCGACGAUGAUGACGUGUACGGUGACUAUGGCGGCACGAUGGAGGAAAUUAUGCUGGCAGAACGAGCUCGACGAGCACAGCAAGCCGAGACGAAGCCGAUCAAGAAAAAGAAGAAGAAGAAGGUCAAGAAGACCGGUGCCUCAGUCGCAGCGCCCGACGGUGUGAGUCGCGGCGAAAAGGAACAGGACAAGGUGGCAGGAGGUGACAACGGUGCAAGCUCGACGUCGUCACAGAACAGCACUGGUGCAGGCAAAGUAGGUCCUACCAGCUGGUCCGGGAUUGGCGUCACCCUCGCUCCUCCUCCGAAGUCGUCUGCGGCCUGGCAAAAAGUCAGGAUUGUGCCAUCCGUCCCCACGCCACCCAGACCCUCCGCCACAACCACUACGUCAUCUGUCGGUCUCGGCCUAGCCGGCUCUCCGCUCAAACCAGGCAAAUUCAGCUACUCUUUUCCCGACACCGGCACGAGCCCUGCAAGCGACACAAAGCCGAAGAGCAAGGGUCCCACGGCUGAAGAGCUGAGGCGCGAGUUCCUGCAAAAGUCCGAGGGCGUCCUUGCAAAGAUGAAGGCCAAUGCAUCUCGGCACCAACAGGCAGGGACGAGCAUCAAUAAAAAUUCUCCUUUCGGUUCUGGUUCCGACGACGCCUUCAAGCUCUCUUUCAAGGUUCCUGGUCCGACCAACACCGUUGAUGCAGGAAGAUCCAAAGAGACUAGCAGUGGUGCGACGUCAACAACAACAGGUGUCACGACCGCCAAGAGCCUGGGCGGUGCCAUCCGUUCCGGAAAAGCAAACUAUCCAGCUGCACCAGCCCCGCUGAAGGCGACUCUCCAAAACGACCUGCAUCCUGGUGGCGGCAAACGAAGGAAGACCAACGAGAUCAGCCUGAGCGAGCCUGGCGCCUUGCCUGCCUCGACCACUGGGACCGAUGCCAAGCCGGUCAAGAAGGGCUUCAAUGCCACAUCGACUCUGACGACAACCGCUCCCGCAACCAAAGCCUUUGCCCACCCUCAGCAAGCCGUCAAGAAAGCAGGGAAGCGAGUGUCAACCAAAUCGACCGGCAACUCUACUCCAGCUUCGGCAUCGACUGCGGCGAACGCCAAAGGCCAAACAAAAGUGCAACCUCAUCAUGUUCACACGACGCAAGGACCACAGAAGAUCAAGUACCAAAUGGUCGUCUUCAGGAAGCCUUUCAUGCCGAGCAAGCGUCCCCGUCGAGAUUGUUGGCACGCAUGGGAAUGGCUGUGA